GAGGCUUGAGGCAUACGGUGGAGAGUUCAGGGAGCUGGGACCAUGGUCGGGUGGAGGAACUACAGAGAGAACUGGAGGCCAUCAUCCCAGACAUCAGCAGUCUGGAGACCCUGGCAGCCGGCCUGGACAGCAGCCUCUGUAAAGGCCACCUCCACAUGGUGAGCGGUGUGGAUGGGUCUGGGUCCCGGACGUUGUGCCGGGUGCUUGCUGAUGGUCUCAGCGGCGAGCUGGACACAGUGAGGAAUCUGCUUGGAACCAAGCAGAGCGAGGCAGAGGCCCUGGGAGCGCUAUGGAGCUCCUUCAGACAGAGGAAGGAACAGCUGUUGAAAAGCGUGGAGGACAUCAAGGAGAAGGCGGACCACCAGAGCCUGAGAGAACCCAGCCCACUCGCCCUGCAGCAGAGGCUGCGGUUCUUUAACCAGCUGGAGGAUGAGCUCCAGUCUCAAGAACACGAGGAGCAGUGGCUCAGGGACAAGGGUCAGCAACUAGCCCAGAGAGAUGCAGAGCUGGCCGGGGAGGUUCUCAGGGAGAUCAGCCUCUUGGAAACCACCUGGGAGGAUACCAAGAGACUCAUAACUGACAGGCAGGAGCAGUGCAGUGUUUUGGUGGAGCUGAUGAGAGAAUACCAUAACCUGAGGACAUACAUAGCCGCCACCAUGGAGAAUACUGAGGCUGACAUCGGCUCGGCUCUGAAAGACCACGAGGAGACCAAGAGAUCGCUGGCUAAGCAUGAAGCAGUGAAGGCAGAGAUGUUGGCCAAGCAGAGUGAGCUGGACCAGUUCUCCAGUAAAGGAAAACUUCUGCUGUGUGAUCUGAAGAAGAUCCCAGACUGUGAGGCUCAGCUGAUCACGACAGACAUGCAGACUCUAGUAGACCAGUGGCUCGAGGUGUCUGAGAGGAUUGAAAACAACAUUGAGCAUCUGAGCCAGAGCCUGGCGUUGUCGGAUGACGUGCAGCAGAUCAGUGAAGAGAUCGAGGGCUGGACCAACAGCUCAAUGAUGGAACUCAGUGAAAGCCUGAAUAACCUCAUUGGCAGCCAGAGAAUGGAGACCAGACUCUCUGCGUUACAGUUGGAGAUGGGGAAGAAAGAGCACCAGCUUGUGACCCUGCAAGGGAAAGUGUCAGAACUGAAGCAACUCAACUGUAGCCAGGACACUCCCGCCAAACUACAGGUGCUGGAGGCGGACCUGAGGAAAAAGCUGAGCCAGGUGCAGAAGCUAUGUGAGCAGGCCAGGGGAAACCUCAGGGACUUCAGCUCCCAGAGGAAGCAGUUAGAGGACUACAUUACCCAAAUGUCUGAUUGGCUGAAGAGCUUAGAGCAGUCCCUGACGAGCUCACCGAUUGGCUCUGACCUAGAGGACAUCUGCAGAGUCAAGGACCUCCAGAAGGACCUUCAGAACCAGCAAGGCAGCAUAGAUUCCACCAGGGAGAGCUUGAACACUCUGUGUCGGAAGUACCCUUCUGAGGAGCUGGCUGGGCUGGGUAGUGCACUCACUGACCUUAUCAAGGGCUAUGAGUCUGUCAACCAGCUUUCCUCCAGGACCCUGGCCUCACUGCAACACGGCCUGCAAAAACACUUCAACGAGCUGGUUCGGGAGUUCCAUAGCUGGCUGUCUGGGCAGAGGGAGGUCGUGAAGGAGUGCUCUGACCAAUCAGGAGACACUAGCAUCGUGGAGCGUAAACUCCAGAAGCUAAAGGGGGCGCUGGAGCGUGUGGAAGACGGGGAGGUACGUCUGACUCAGGUGUGUGAGGAAGGGGAGAAGCUCCUGCUCCACCUCCCUAAGGCCAGUGCUGGCCAGGUGCAGCAGCACCUCUCCUCCAUCCAGCAGGACUGGGACCGCUAUGUUGAGCAGUGUAGACUCAACCAGCAGGCCCUGGAGGACAGCACUGCACAACUCAAUGGGUUUGAGGGGCGUCUGAAGAGGCUGAGGCAGUGGCUGGAACACAUGGAGCAGAGGGUGACCUCAGAGCUGCCUGAGGAGAAACACAGGGGUCUUGAGAAGGCAACACUGGAGGGGGUGGAGGAAUACCAACAGGAAGUGCUCAAAGAGAGGGACUCUUUCGAGCGACUGUGUCAGGAGUCACAGGUCUUGAAUGAAGGUGGACGGGGCGACGGUGGUGAGACGCGGGCGGCUGCAGGGCUGCAGUCUCAGCACCAGGCUCUGCUGCGGAGGGUUAGGGAGAGGCUGAGGUGCUGCCAGGUAAACCUACAGGAACAGGAAGCAUUUAAGGAGACCCUGCAGAGCACCUGGUCCUGGCUAAACGGGAUGAAGGAACGACUGGGGACCCUCAAUAGUACCCUGGGGAACAAGGUGACGCUGGAGAAGAGACUGGGACUGGUACAGGACAUCCUGUUGAUGAAAGGCGAGGGCGAGGUGAAGCUGAACAUGGCGGUAGGGAAGGGCGAGCAGGUUCUGAAGCACCACAGUGUGGAGGGUCAGGAGGCCAUCUGCUCCCAGUUACAGAACCUGAAGGACGCCUGGGCCAGCAUGCUCAUGACCUCCAUGAGUUGUCACAGUCGUCUGGAAUGGACGGUAGCCCAGUGGAGUAACUACCAGGAUAGUAAGGGGCAGCUGCAGCAGUGGAUGGAGUCUGUGGAGCAGGAGGUGGGUUUGGCCCUGGACCAGCAGCCAGGCCUGAAGGAGAAGGCCUAUCUCCUGGAGCGUCUCAGAGCCCUCCAGGCUGACGUGGAAGCCCACGCAGCACCACUGGCCAGGCUGACAGAGACGGCUGCAGAGCUGCAUGAGAAGACAGGUGACCAGGCCUUUGGACCAGAGCAGAGAAUGGAAGUCAAUGCACACUUCGCUGACAUUACCGCUGUCGUCAAGGGUAAGGUUCAGGCCAUGGAGAACAGAGUGACAGAGCAUGAGCACUACCUGGAAGCUGUGAGGGACUUCAAUGAUUGGCUGGCCUCUGCCAAGGAGGAGCUCCAGCGCUGGUCUGACCUGUCAGGAGACUCCACCUCUGUAAACAGGAAACUUGCCAAAGUCCAGGAGCUGAUAGACUCCAGGCAGCGUGGCCGAGAGCGUCUGAGCCGGGUGCAGCGUUGUGGGGCUGCAACGAGGGACCACACUGGCUCCGCAGGCUUCGAGGCAGUGGAGAGGGAGGAGGCAGCCCUGCUGUCUGCCUGGGAGCAGUGGGAGCGCGGGGCAUUGCAGAACAGGGCAGGCCUGGAGACUGCUCUCUCCCAACUCGCCAGCUCCGAACAGGAGUUUAACUGCUUGGCUGCUCAGCUGGAGGUGGACCUGCAGGAGUUUAGCAGUCAGCUACAGGAGUGGAGACACAGGCUCUCUCAUGCAGAGGGGAAAAACAGUAGAGAGGAGGCUGUGAAGGGCUGGCAGAUUGCAAAGGACACUCUGGAAGGUCUAGUCAAAAUGGAGCCCAUGUCAGACAGUCUGAAGUUCCAGCUCAACGGUCUGUGUCGGUUCUCCAAGGACCUGGGUACUCAGUCAGAGAGAGUGUCCUCCCUUAUCAAGGAGUACAACAGGCUGAGCCUGCGGGCCUCCAGAGAAUGCCAAAACAAAGAGAAGCUUCUGGAGCAGGAGUUCCGUGCCGCUUUCCGAGAGUUCCAGCUGUGGCUGGUCAAUGCCAAAAUCAACACAGCCAAGUGCUUUGAUGUGCCUCAGAACCUCAGUGAGGCCUCCUCCAGUCUGCAGAAGAUACAGGAGUUCCUGAGUGACAGGGAGCAGGGCCACUCCAAACUAAAUGCUGUGGCGCUCAGUGGUGAGCUGGUGGUCAGUAUCGCUGCCAAGGACAGAGUAGAUGCUGUCCGGGCCAAAAUGAGCAGUGCCAGAGAAGACUGGAAGACUCUGAUGUCCAACUUGCACCAGAGGGAGACUGCCCUACAGAACCUCCAGUCUCAGAUGAAGGACUUUGAGGCGAGUGUGGAGCCUCUUCAGGAGUGGCUGAACGGGACAGAGGUUGCUGUACAGGAGAGCAGCACACGACUCCAUGACCUCACUGCCAAAAAGCAGGAGUUGCACAAGCUGCAGUCUGUGCUCGAGGAGUUAGCCUCUCAAGAGGUUCAGCUGAUAAGGCUCAGAGAGAAGGCCCAGCUACUGUGGGAUGGACAUGCGGCCAGAAAGAGCUUUGUCCACCGUGUCUCGCAGCUCUCCGCUCAGUACUUAGCUCUAACCAACCUGACCAAGGAGAAGGCUUCCCGUAUCGACCGUAUCGUCACUGAGCACCAGCUGUUCUCCCAGGAGCUGAAAGAGCUGCAGAACUGGUUGGCCGACACCAGCCACAUGCUGCAGACCUACCGCACUCCCACAGCAGACAAAAAUGUCCUGGACAGCAGGAUGAUCAAGCUGGAGGCGUUGCUGACAGCACGUCAGGAGAAGGAGAUCCAGCUGAAGAUGCUGGUCACCAGGGGAGAGUCUGUCCAGAGGAACACAUCAGUAGAGGGUGUACCAGUAGUCUGCAAGAACAUCCAGGACCUCAAAGACUCCUGGGAUACCCUGCUUUCCGCCUCCAUCCAAUGCAAAAGCCAGUUGGAGGGAGCCCUCUCCCAGUGGACCAGCUACCAGGAGGACGUGUGUCAGUUUGUGGGCUGGGUGGAGCGUGUUGAGGAGAGCCUGGACCCAAGAGACAAACAAUGCUCCGAGAUGAGAGACAAAGCUGCCAACCUGGGCAAAGCCAAGCUUCUCUAUGAGGAGGUUCUUAGCCACAGCAGGCUACUGGACACCAUCACCGUGAAGGGAGCCAACAUGGCGGAACACUACGUCACCCAGCUAGAGCUCCAGGACCUGCAGGAACGAUACCACACCGUCAAGGACAACACCAAGACUGCGGUGGGGAAGGCAGAAGAGCUGGUGCAGGUCCACCAGGAGUACGAGAGAGGCCUAAAUGUGUUUGAGGCAUGGCUUGAGCAGGAGCAGGAGAAACUGGGCUGCUACACACAGCUAGAGGGGGAUGUGGCCACUCUGGAGGAGACGCUUCAGAAACUACAGGAGCUGCAGGUCCAGUGCACGGAGGGCCAGGCCCUACUCAACACCCUGCUGGACAGUAGAGACCAGGUUGUGCCCUGGGGUGUCCCCCAAAUCGAGGACCGGGUCCUGGAGACCUUGCAGCAGAACAGGAAUCUGUACCAGGGUAAGCUGGGAGACACCAGGACCCAGCUCAACAGUACCCUGGCCAAGCUCUGCCAGAUGGAGCAAAAGUUUCAGGGUCUGGACAGCUGGCUGAAUAGCAUGGAGAUCAAAGGUCAACUGAGGAGUCAUCGCCGAUCGGACCGUGCCACCAAGGACGCUCAACUCCAACUGAUAAAGAGUUGGCAGGAGGAGGUGCUAGUGUACCAGGAGGAGGUGGAGGGUCUGAGUGUUCUAGCCCAGCAGGUCAUAGAUGAGACCCACAUCAGCAGCCGGGUCAGCACCAGAGCUACCCAAGUCACCUCCCGCUACCACGCCCUGCUACUGCACCUACUGGAGAGCAUCAAGCAACUACAGGUGGAGGUGUGUUGCAUCGAGGAGGCCCAGAAUGUGUUCAGGACCUUCUCUGAUUGGCUGAGCUCGGCCAAAAACAACUUCAGCACCAUGGCCAUCAGCAUCAGUGUAGUGGACCGUCUUACCAUGGAGAGGAAGAUGAAGACACUGGAGGCUCUUCAGGGUGACAUGGAGCAGGGCCACAGCUUCCUGAAGACGAUGCGUGAGAAGACAGAGCGGGCCGUGGCCUUCCUGGAGGAACCAGAAGCUGAGCAGCUGAGGGAGGAGGUGGAUGCUCAUAGAUCCCAGCUAGAGGGCCUGAUGGCUGGGCUACGCACGGAGCACAGCUCCCUGGAGAAAUGCAUCUCCCUCUCCAAAGACUUCCUGGACAAGUACAAGGCCCAGGCACAGUGGCUCGCUGAGACCAAGGCUUUGUUAAGCUCACCCAUCGAGCUCAAAGCUGAGCUCUACCAGAAGAAGGCCCAGUUAGCCAAAUAUAAGACAAUCCAGCAGACAGUGCAUUCCCACGAGUCAGCGGUGAGGUCAGUGGUUGAGAAAGGAGAGGUUCUGCUGGAUAUGGUCUGUGACCCCACCAUCAGAGACAACAUGAACAGGUUGCAGACUGACUACCAGGAACUCUGCACUGCAGCCAAGAGCCAAGUCCAGAGUCUGGUGGAGUGGGUGAAGGAGCAUGAGUGCUACAACAGUGAGCUCCAGGAGGUGGAGAAGGGGCUCCUACAGAUGUCCAGUAGGCUGGUCACCUCAGACUCCAUGCAGACAUGUAGUAUGGAGACGGCCACACAACAACUGGCCCGCCACAAGGCAAUCAUGGAGGAAAUAGCUAGUUUUGAGGAGCGCCUGACCAGUCUGAAGGAGAAAGGAGAUGACUUGGUGUCCAGCUGUACAACAGAUCAGAUGCAGGCUAAGACCAGCCAGCAGGUCAAGGCUCACCAUCAGGGCACCAGAGACAGCUACUCAGCCAUCUGCAGCAGCGCACAGUGUGUUUACCAGAGUCUGGACAGAGAACUGCAGAAGCAUGUCAGUCACCAGGACACUCUGCAGCAGUGCCAGACCUGGCUCUCCACCGUCAAUGAGGAGCUACUGCUGCACUGUCAACCUCCCUUUGGCAUGCAGGAGGCCCUCAAACAGGUGAAGCACUACAGGGCUCUACAGGAGCAGGCCAGUACGUACCUGGACCUGGUGUGUUCUGUGUGUGACUUGUCUGAUGAUGCUGUGAGAUCCACCACUGCGGAAGUCCAGCAGGUCAAACACACGAUGGAGGAGAGGAUGUUGAGCUCCCAGGAGCUAUGUGAGGGCUGGAGGGAGAUAAAGGAGCAGAAGCAGGAGCUAUCUGAUCAGUUCCAGGACAUGGAGCAGCAGCUUCUCAGCCUCUCCAGAAGACCAGCGGAGCUCGAGACCAAGAUCGCCCUCAACAUGCUCACCCAGGCCAAGGAGUUUAGCCAACAGCUGCAGAGUAAACAAGCCACCCUAUCCAGGAUGACAGAGAGUGUGAGUCGUCUGACUGCGGGCCAGGACAGCCCGGAACAUGGAGAGAUAGGGCGUCUGAGCCAUGCCUGGCUGGGGCUGUUUCACCAAGCUAACAGGCUGAAGGGCCAGAGACAGGAGGACCUGCAGAGGAUCCAGGAGUACCACAACUGCAUCACAGCCAUGGAAGCACUUUUUGAGCAAAUGUCUAAGGAGUGGGAUAACCUGGCCAGGACUGAUGCUGAAAGUUCAUCUGAGCACUUGGAGGCGCUGAAGAAACUCGCCGUAGCUCUCGGAGACCAGAAGGGAACUCUGGAGGACCUGAAGGACCAGAGGCAGAAAGUCACCCACCACCUGAACCUGGAUGACAAGGAGCUGGUGAAGGAACAGAUCAGCCAUUUUGAGCAGCGCUGGGUUCAGCUGCAGAGCCUCAUCAACAGGAAGAUACAGGACUCAGUGCUGACCUUGGAGGACAUGGCCAAGGUGGAGGCCCGUCUAAGGGAGGCCAGGGAGUGGGCCGAAGAGCAGCAGCCAGGCCUUUCUGAAGCCAUGAAGAUGAGUCCUCCUCCAGAGUUGGCCCAAAGCUUCCUCUUCGACCACCUCAGCAUUUGCAGCGAACUGGAGGCCAAGCAGAUGCUUCUGGCCCAGGCCAUGAGUGAUGCUGACCGUGUCCUGGCUCACCUGGGGCUCAACGAGUGCCAGCGCCUGCAGCAGCUCAUUUCAGACACUCGGGCCGAGGUGGAGUCACUCAGUGUGAAGGUGGCUCAACGCAGGAAGCACCUCAGCAAGGCCUUCACUGAGAGGACCCAGUUCCUGCAGGCUGUCAACCAGUCCAUCACCUGGGUCCAGCAGAAUGAGAAGAAGGCCCAGGCGGAGGAGUACAUUGCACUGCUACCUGAUGACCUGGCCAAGCAGGUUAAGGCCUGCAGGAACAUCCAGAGCAGCCUGAAGGCCUACCAGAGCGAGCAGACCUCCCUGUGGUCUCAGGGCAGAGACCUGAUGAAGGACGCCACGCAGGACGAGAAGGUGGAGAUGCUCACUAAGCUGCAGGAGCUGCAGAACAUCUUUGAAAAAGCCCUGCAGAAAUGUGUCCAGAGGCUCCAAGAACUGGACAAGGUGCUUGUCUCCAGGAAGUACUUCAAGGCAGACCUGGAAAAGACGUGUCAGUGGCUGAAACAAGCAGACAUUGUGACCUUCCCUGAGAUCAACCUCAUGAAUGGCGACUUGGAGCUGAACGUGCAGCUGUUGAAGUAUCGGCAGAUAGUUGAGCAGGCGAUGGAAUAUGAAAACCUCUUACUGAUCGUCCAGAGAACUGGUCAGGAGAUCCUGCCCACUCUGAAUGAAGUGGACCACUGUUACUUGGAUGAGAAACUCAAUGCCCUGCCACAGAAAUACAACAGCAUACUGUCUCUGGCCAAAGAGAAACAGGAGAAGAUCGAGCAGGCCAUCCUAGCCAGAAAGGAGUACGCCUCCUUCAUAGACGUGACUCAUAAAGCAUUGAAAGAGCUUGAGGAGCAGUUCCAUAACUUAGGGUUGCAGCCUGUUGGACUGCAGACAGAGGAGGUUGUGAAUUUACUGAGUGACUACAAAGCUCUUCAGGUAGAUCUGGGCAACCUUGGUCUGGCUGUCAGCGAACUGAACCAGAAGAAAGAAGGCUUCCGCAGCACCGGUCAACCCUGGAGACCUGAAGAGUUGACCCAGCUGGUGAGUCUUUACAAUGGGCUGAAGAGGCUCAUCGAACAGCGGGUGGAGCAUCUCGACGACACACUGGAGUCCUUCGAGGACCACAAGGCCAUGGCCAUGCAGGUGGACUCUGAGCUAAAGGCUACCAAAGAAGAGCUAGUCAAGGUCAAUGCAGAGACCCAGUCGGCGGAAGAGAGGCUGAAGAAUUACCAUGCCCUGGCCGGGAGUCUUCAGAGCGCCAGCUCUCACCUGUCCAGACUCAUGGAGCAGAUGGAUAACUUGGCUCCUCAGCUGGACAAGGCUGCCCAUGACGCUUCCAGGGAACAGGUGGUCCUUUGGCAGGAGGAGCUGCAGUCCCUACAGUCUGCCGUGGGGGAGCUGAUAGUGGAGUGUGAGAAUAGGUUUGUCCAGAGUAAAGACUUUGAGACGGAGGUGAAGAGAACGCUGGACUGGCUGCAGCAUAUCAGGGAUGAGCUGGGCUGUGCUGUUGUAGUGGUGGACGUGAGGGUAGAAAAGGUCCAGGAAGAGAUCAGGAAACAGCAGAUAAUGCAGGAUGAGGUUCAGUCCAGGCUGAGGAUCGUGGAGGCCCUGAGCAGUAGGGAGAAACAGAAGUACACCAGCGCCAACGAACUGGUCCCAGCCCACGUUGACCUGAGCCUGGAGGAGAUGGCCAAGCUACAGGCUGAUGUACAGCAAGCAAUGAGUUCCAAACAGAUCACCCUGGAGCAGGCCUUGGCGUUGUGUCAGAAGUACCACUUCCGGAUGCAGUCUGCGUGUGAGUGGCUGGAGGAUGCUGUGGCCUUCCUACAACUGGCCAGUCUGGGGGUGGACGUAGAGAACUAUGAAGAGUGUCUCCGCCAGCAGGAGGACAUCCUGGCCUCAGAGCAGAAGUUCCUAGACCACCUGCAGGAGUUGGAGGCUCUGCCCCCCCAGCUGGAGAACCUGGUGAACCCCACAGCCAAGGAACAGCUCAGACUGAAUGUGGAGUCUGCUCAGCAGAGAGGAGUGGAGGUCCGAGAUCAGCUGCAGAAUCACCAGGACGUCCUGAUCAGCUGUGUGGCCAAGUGGAAGUCUUACCAGGAGGCGAGGCAGACGGUGAUUGAACUGAUGAACGAGGCAGAGCAGAAGCUUACUGACUUUUCCACCGCAAAGGCUGCCACCUUUCUGGAGGCCGAGGAGAAACUCAGGAGUCACAGGUCCCUGGUGUUGAUGGUGAAUGGGUUCCAGGAGAAGCUGACAGGGCUGGAGGAGCAGGCAUCACAACUGGAGCUGGUGGGUAGUGAGGCCAGCAAGGCCACCAUCAGCCGCUCCAUGACCACUGUGUGGCAGCGCUGGACCCGGCUUCGCAGCGUGGCGCGAGGGCAGGAGAGGGUACUGGAGGACACGGCCCAGGAGUGGGGGACCUUCAGAGAGAAGAUGGUGAAGCUGAGGAGCAUGGUGGAGAAUCUACAGAGCCGUAUUAUAGACUGUGUUGUGGAGAAGGCCUCCAAGGCUACCCUACAGUCUGUGUUGGACCAGCAUGAGCUGCUAAUCCAGGAUGUAGAGGGAGAGCUGUCCUCCCUCACCCUGCUGCGUCAGUAUGCCCUCAGCCUGCUCCAUGAUGUGGAGGUCCCGUCACCAUCGCCCACCUCUGGACAGGACGAACUACCCAGUCUCAAGGAGAUCAGAGCAGUACAAGACCACCUGGAAAGUCUGCUGCAGCAGGCGCAGACCAAGCGUACCCAGGCUGGGGUGGAGCUGAGGGACAGAGAGGGGGUAGAGAAGAACCUGAGUGUGGUCAAAGCCUGGAUCCAGGAGACCAGGGAGCUGCUCGUUAACCCCACCUCAGAUAUAGAUGCUCUGCUGCAGGAGCUGGAGGUGGUUCACGGUGAUGUGAUUGGCUACUGUCAGCAUGUGGAUAAGAUAGCAGAGCAGCAGCAGAGCAAGUAUCUGGACCUGUACACCAUCCUGCCCUCAGAGAUCUCCAUGCAGCUGGCUGAGGUGUCCCUAGCACUGGGGGCCAUCCAGGACCAGGUUCUGUCCAAAGAGAAAGAGAUCCAGAAGACAAGAGACAUCAAGGAGGACAUCAGUUCCAGGAUCCAUGACGUGUCGGAGAAGAUGAAAGCCAUCUCCACCUGUCUCAAUGACAAAGCCAGCGAUGUCCAUCACGCUAAAGACGAGACCAAGUGUCUUUGUGAUGAUCUGGAGAGCUGUCAUCGGACUCUGUCAGAGCUGGAUGCUGCGGUCCAGGAGUUCGGCAGACGGAACCCCAUCUUGGCCAAACAGCUGAGUGAUGCCAUCGUCAAGUUAGGAGACAUCCACCACCACACUGCCAGACUGGCCGAGUGUAGAUCCAUCUGGCUCAAAACGGCAGGGACCCAUCUAGAGGAGUACAAUGAGAUGCUGGACUUUAUAGUGAGGUGGUCGGAGAAAGCCAAGGGCCUGGUGAGGGCCAACAUCAUCUGGAACUCCUCCUCUCAUCUGCAGGAACAGAUAAGGAUGGACGAGUCCGUGCUGCGUGAAUCUCGAGAGCUCCAUGGGGACCUGCAAGCCAUGGGAGAGAAGGUGGAUCUGCUGUCUGAGGUGCUGCAGACAGAGAACAUGUCCCAGCAGGUGUGUGAGCUGAGCCGCCACACCGAGGAGCUCCAGCAGACCAUCAGGACACGGCUGCAGAGCCUUCAGGACGCAGCCAAGAGUAUGGAGCCUCUGGAGUUUGAGGUGAAGACCCUACAAGUGGCUCUGGAACAGGUCCAAGCUACACUGACCUCUCCUGAUCUUGUCCGACAGAGUCUCAAAGAACAACUGGCCCAGAGACAGCGUCUGCUGUCAGAGAUGGAGGGCUUCAAGCUGCAGGUGCAGGCGGUGCAGCUGUGUCAGAGCGCCCUGCGCGUCCCAGAGGAGGUGAUGCCUGACCUGGCUAUCUGUCACACGGCACUGGGCCUACAGCAGGAGGCCAGCCAGCUACAGCAUGUCGUAAUACAGCAGUGCAACAUUCUACAGGAGGCUGUUGUGCAGUAUGAGCAGUAUGAGCAGGAGGCGAAGCACUUCCAGGGGCUGAUAGAGGACGCCCACAGGGUCAUCCAGGACCGACCCAUUCCCAACAGCACUAUCCAGGAACUGCAGGCUCAGAUCCUACACCAUGAGGAGCUGGCCCAGAAAAUCAAGGGUUACCAGGAGGAGAUAGCCAGUCUGAAUUCGAAGUGUAAGAUGCUGACUGUGAAGGCCAAACAUGACACCAUGCUACUCACUGUGAGUGACACGGAGCAGGUGGGGCUUACCGUGGAGGACCUGGAUGGAGACAUAGACAAACCAUCUGUUCUUAUGAUGACGGCUGGCCGCUGUCACACCCUUCUGUCCCCGGUCACCGAGGAGUCUGGGGAGGAGGGUACCAGCAGUGAGAUCUCCUCUCCUGUCUGUCACUCCCCUUCUCCCAGCACUCACACACAGAUGGGACGAGACACCCUCCCCAGAGCUCCCGUACAGGAGCUAAAUGACCCGAUGUUUGAAUCUGAGGCUAACCUAGAUGACCUUCAACGCUCCUGGGAGACCCUGGAGAAUGUGAUCAGUGAGAAGCAGAGGUCUCUGUAUGAGGCGCUGGAGAAGCAGCAGUGCAACCAGGGUUCUCUUCAGUCUAUCUCCUCUAAGAUGGAGGCCAUCGAGGCCAAACUCAACAAGCCACUGGAGGCUGACCGGAGCACAGAUAGUCAUAUGGAAGCCCAUCAGGCCGUGGUGGAGGAGGUUCAGAGGCUGCAGGAGGAGAUAGACAAGAUGCAGACCAGCUUCUCAGACGAGCUUGGUUCUGAUGCUGUGGACGACACGGCCCACCAGCUGGCCAUGCAGUCCACCCUCACUGUCCUGUCUGAGAGGAUGGCCACCAUACAGAUGAAGGUCUCAGGAGAACGACAGCUACUGGAGGAGCGUGUCAGUGACCGUCUAGAGGACCAGCAUCAGGAGCGUGUCAGUGACCGUCUCGAAGACCAGCAUCAGGAGCGUGUCAGUGACCGUCUAGAAGACCAGCAUCAGGAGCGUGUCAGUGACCGUCUAGAAGACCAGCAUCAGGAGCGUGUCAGUGACCAUCUAGAAGACCAGCAUCAGGAGCGUGUCAGUGACCGUCUAGAAGACCAGCAUCAGGAGCGUGUCAGUGACCGUCUAGAGGAGCAGCAUCAGGAGCGUGUCAGUGACCGUCUAGAAGACCAGCAUCAGGAGCGUGUCAGUGACCGUCUAGAGGAGCAGCAUCAGGAGCGUGUCAGUGACCGUCUAGAGGAGCAGCAUCAGGAGCGUGUCAGUGACCGUCUUGAGGAGCAGCAUCAGGAGCGUGUCAGUGACCAUCUAGAAGACCAGCAUCAGGAGCGUGUCAGUGACCGUCUUGAGGAGCAGACCUUACGACAUUACCUCAACCAAGCCGACCAGAUGGACCAAUGGCUGCUCAGCACCCGCGAAGCCCUCCGUCCCAGUGCUGAGGAGGAGCAACUCAUAGACGGCCAGAACAUGCUGCAGGAGAUAGAGCAGAAGGUGGUGGCCCUGUCGGAGCUGACCAUGCGCAGCGAGAGCCUGCUUCUGGAGGGAAGGCAGGAGACGCGGAUGGACAUGAGGGAGGACACAGAGCAGCUGGCCAGGAAGCUGCGGACGCUGAAGGGAAGUCUGCUGGAGCUGCAGAGGAUGCUGCAGGACAAACAUAUCAACAUCCAGGACCAGGAGGAGAGUGAGUCUGACUCCACUCUGUCUCAGGGGCCCAUCGUGCAGGACUGCCUGGUCCAGGCCCACGCCACACUCUCACAACACCACCAGGACAGCCUCCAGAGACAGAGGGAGCUGGAGGAGCAGCUAGCUGAACAGAAGAAGCUGUUACAGUCUGUAGCCAGUAGAGGAGAGGAGAUCCUGAUAAAGCAGGCCUCACCUAGCAGUGUCAGUAUGACGGAGCCCUGCUCUCCAGAGAUACUGCUGGAGCGAGAGACCCGGGCUGCCCAGUACCAGAUGAGACAGAGGUGGGAGAGCCUGAGGAAAGAACUGAGCACCAAGCUCCAGCUCCUACAGAAAACCCUGGAACAAGACCACAAGCAACAGGUUUCCUCCAGAACUGCCGCUGGGACCCUGUUUAAAGCAGAGAUCUGUAAAACAGAGGACACGUCUUCACUGAAGAUGUUAUAUGAGGGUUUCAGCCAAACGAUGGAGGAGAUGUCUUGUCAAACUGGGGCCUCUGAGGGUAAGGUGAUCCCCAUGGAGCAGCAUCUCUACCAGGCUGUGUCAGCGACCUCCUCCUGGCUGGAUGAUGUAGAGAACACCCUGUUCUCUGGUCCUACGCUGCUGACGGAGAACGCUGAGACACAGCUACAAAACCAGGAGGCCUUAGGGAGGGAUGUCAGUGAGGUCACUGGGGUGGUUAGACACAGUCGGGGUCUCCUAGGCCAACCUACAGGGCUGUGUGCGGAGGACCAGGUCCUGUUAGAGGACACACUGGACUGUCUGACAGAGAGGCUGCAAACUCUGGACUCUGCCCUGGAGCGACUCUGUGAACACAUGAGGACUAGGAUGCAGGAACUCACUGCCUACCAGACGGAGUCACAGCUUGUCCUGGCUGAUUUAACCGACACCAAGUGCCAGAUCCUUCAGACGUUGGCGGGAGCCACGGACAGACCAGGAUCCAAACAGCUUGAGGUCAUAGCUGAGGCUGAGGAGGGUUUGAGAGAGUUUGAGCAGAGGAUCACCCAGCUGAAAACAAGAGGAACAGAACUACAGGCAGAACAGAUGUCCACCAAUGAGAUGCUCAAGCUACAGGAUGCCUAUGAGGAGUUGGUGAUGACAGUGGGCUCGCGGCGUAGCAGCCUGAACCAGAACAUGGCUCUGAAGGGGCAAUAUGAGAGGGCUCUGCAGGACCUGGCUGACCUGGUGGACACUGCUCAAGACAAGAUGGCCGGCGACCAGAGGGUCAGCGCCAGCUCUGUGGAGGAAGUUCAGAUUCUCCUUGACAAACACAAGGAGUUCUUCCAGAGUCUGGAGUCCCACAUGAUCCUGACGGAGACGUUCUUCAGGAAGAUCAGUGGCCUGGUGGUUCCCAGAGAGAAGCAGGCUCUGGAGGAGAUACUGACCCUGGCCCAGGGAGUCCUCAAACAGGCCCACAGGAGAGGGGUGGCGCUGGAGUACAUACUGGAGACUUGGAGCCGUCUGGUGCCGGACUACCAGGCUCUGUGUAUGCAGUUGGAGGCAGUGGAGGGUAGCAUCCCUACAGUGGGCCUGGUGGAGGAGACAGAGGAGAGCCUCACUGAGAGGAGUUCACUCUAUCAGAGUCUGAAGGGCAGACUGAUGGAGCACCAGCACAAGCUGAGCCAGGUGCUGGAGGAGGGGAAGAGGCUGCAGCUAUCUGUGUGCUGUCCUGGCCUGGACACAAAGCUCACAGUGCUAGGGGAACACUGGCUCAGCAACACUGCCAAGGUCAACAAGGAGCUGCAGAGACUAGAGGCCAUCCUCAAACAUUGGACCAGGUAUCAGAAGGAGUCAUCAGAAUUGAUUCGCUGGCUGCAGUCUGCUCUAGAACGUCUGGACUUCUGGAACAAUCAGGCAGUCGUAGUUCCACAGGAGAUGGAGACCCGCAGGGACCAUCUCUCUACCUUCCUGGACUUCUGUAAAGAGAUGGAGUCGUGUUCAUCUCUGAAGAAUUCUGUGCUGACUGAGGGCAACCAGCUUCUGAGGCUGAAGAGGGUUGGAACUGCAGCCCUGCGGUCUGACCUGGCCCGCAUAGACUCAGAGUGGACCCAACUACUUACACUCAUCCCAGGGGUGCAGGAGAAGCUACACCAGUUACAAAUGGAGAAGUUGGCCUCUAGGCAUGCCAUCUCUGAGCUGGUCAACUGGAUAUCUCUGAUGGAGAAUGUGAUUGGAGAGGACGAAGAGAACCUGAAAGGAGCAGUGGGGUCGACUGUCAUCCAGGACUAUCUACAGAAAUACAAGGGCUUCAGAGUAGAUGUGAGCUGUAAGCAGCUGACGGUGUAUUUUGUGAACCAGUCUGUGCUCCAGAUCAGUGAUCAGGAUGUGGAAAGCAGGCGCAGCGACCAGACAGACUUUGCCGAGAAGCUGGGAGUAAUGAACCGACGCUGGCAGUUACUACAGGGACUCAUCACGGAGAGGGUCCAGUUCCUGGAGACUCUGCUGGAGGCCUGGUUGAACUAUGAGAACAACAUACAGGGCCUGAAGACCUGGCUGCUCACUCAGGAGGGGAGGCUGAAGAGGAAACCCAGGAUAGAGGACCUAACCUCCGUACAGAACGCUCUCAAUGACUGCCAGGAGAUGGAGGAGAAGGUGAAGGAGAAGGAGGGUGAGGUGGAGCGGGUGGAGGAGCAGGCCUGUGCCCUCAUCCAGAACAAAACCGACGAGGCCUGCGCUGUCGUCAUGGAGACGCUCCAAGCUGUCAAUCACACAUGGGCUAACCUGGACCACCUGAUCGGCCAGCUGAAGAUCAGCCUUGUGUCAGUGCUGGACCAGUGGAGUCUGUACAAGUUGUCCUCAGAGGAGAUGAAUGGCUACCUGAUGGAGGGGAGGUACUCUGUGUCCCGUUUCCGCCUCCUCACCGGCUCUCUGGAGGCUGUACAGCUACAGGUGGAGAGUCUCCAGAGCCUACAGGAGGAACUGGAGAAGCAGGAGGGCAGUCUGAGGAAGUUUGGCUCUGUGACACACCAGCUGCUGAAUGAGUGCCACCCGUCUGUGUCCGACUCCCUCAACAAUACCCUGAAGGACGUCAACGCUAGGUGGAGCAGUCUCCUGGAAGAGAUCUCAGAGCGUCUGAAGAGCAGCAAAGCCCUGCUACAGCUGUGGCAGCACUACAAGGAGCUGUAUGGAAAGAGUAGCUCCAGUGUCCAGCUACAAGAGGAGCAGGCUGACCGACUCCUGGAGACCGCCUGCACCAAGGACAUCACAGACGAGGAGGUCUCCACCUGGAUCCAAGACUGCAGCGAGUUGCUUCGUGCCCAGGCUCCAGUGAAGGCAUCUCUACAGGUUAUUCAGGAGCUAGGAGAUCAGCUGAAGCAACAGGUGGACACCUCCACAGCAUCCGCCGUCCAGUCAGACCACCUCUCUCUGACCCAGCGCCUGGCCACUGUGGAGCACGCCCUCAGCAGACAGCUCACUACACUACAGACGGGAGUCCAGGACUAUGAGACCUUCAGUGAGCAGCUGGGUUCCUUAGGUCGCUGGAUGGUGGAGGGAGAAGAGGCUCUGAAGAUCCAGGAUCCCAACAGUUCUUCUGACCUGUCCAUCAUACAGGACCGAAUGGAGGAACUCAAGAGACAGAUCUUGAGAUUCAGUAGCAUGGCUCAUGACCUGGAGCGUCUCAACGAGCUGGGCUACAGGCUUCCUCUCAACGACAUGGAGAUCAAACGCAUGCAGAACCUUAACCGUAGCUGGUCUGCAGCCAACGCCCAAACCACUGAGAGGUUCAGCAAACUGCAGUCAUUCCUGCUCCAGCAGCAGACGUUCCUGGAGAAGUGUGAGACGUGGAUGGAGUUCCUGGUACAGACAGAGAAGAAGCUGGCCGUGGAGAUCUCUGGCAACUACCAGAGUCUGAUGGAGCAGCAGAGAGCGCACAAACUAUUUCAGGCUGAGAUGUUCAGCCGUCAGCAGAUCCUCCACUCUAUAAUCAGUGAUGGCCAGAGGAUGCUGGCGCAGGGACAGGUGGAUGACAGGGAUGAAUUCAACCGGAAGUUGUUGCUGUUGAGUAACCAGUGGCAGGGCGUUGUGCGUCGUGCCCAGCAAAGGCAGGGUAUCAUCGACAGCCUGAUCCGCCAGUGGCAACGUUACAGGGAUAUGUCAGAGAAGCUGAGGAAAUGGCUAGUGGACAUCUCACACCCUGCCGAGGCCCUACUGGCUGGGGCGCCCGUACCCCUGCAGCAGGCCAGAUCCAUGCUGGAUGCAGUUCAGAUAAAGGAGAAGGUCCUACAGCGACAGCAGGGCUCUUACAUCCUGACAGUAGAAGCUGGGAAGCAGCUGCUCCUAUCUGCAGACAGCAGGGCAGAGGUGUCUCUGCAGGGAGAGCUCACAGACAUCCAGGAACGCUGGAGACACUCCACCAUCUGCCUGGAGGAACAGAGGCGUGAGCUGGACAAGCUGGACAAGGACUGGGAGACAUGUGAGAGAGGCAUCGAGGGUUCUCUGGAGAAGCUGAGAGAGUUCAAACGGCAGUUCUCUCAGUCCCUCCCUGAUCACCACGAGGACUUGCAAGCGGAACAGAUGCGAUGCAAGGUCUUGGAGAAGACGUUUGACGGCUGGACAGAAGACCUAGCCCACCUGACGGUGCUGAGGGAGUCCCUGUCUAGCUACAUCAGUGCUGAGGACCUGUCUGUUCUACAGGAACGCAUGGAGCUUCUGCACCGCCAGUGGGAGGAGAUCUGUCACCAGCUAUCCCUGCGGCAGCAGCAGGUGGGUGAGAAGCUGAGUGAGUGGGCUGUGUUUAAGGAGAAGAACAGGGAGCUCAGUGAUUGGCUUACCCAAAUGGAGAGCAAGGUCUCUCAGAAUGGAGACGUCAGAAUCGAGGAGAUGAUCGAGAAGCUACGCAAGGACUACUAUGAGGAGAUAGCGGUGGCUCAGGAGAACAAACAGCAGCUGUACCAGCUGGGGGAGAGACUGGCCAAGGCCAGCCAUGAGAACAAGGCAUCUGAGAUAGAACACAAACUCAGCAUGGUGGGCAAGCGCUGGCAACACCUGCUGGACCUCAUUGGAGCCAGGUUGAAGAAGCUGAGGGAGACUCUGGUGGCAGUGCAGCAGCUGGAUAAGAACAUGAUUAGUCUGCAGUCCUGGCUGACCCACAUAGAGACUGAGCUGUCCAGACCCAUCCUAUACGACACCUGUGACUCCCAGGAGAUACAGCAGAAGCUGGACCUGCAGCAGGAGCUUCAGCGUGACAUCGAGAAGCACAGCACAAAUGUGGCGUCUGCGUUGAACCUGUGUGAGGUGUUGUUACACGACGGUGACGUCUGUGCCACGGACACAGAGUGUGAUUCCAUCCAGCAGACCACCAGGAACCUGGACCGCCGUUGGAGGAGAAUCUGUGCCCUGUCCAUGGAGAGGAGGCUCAAGAUUGAAGAGACUGGGCGUUUAUGGCAGAAGAUCAUAGAAGACUUUAUGCGUUUUGAGGAGUGGCUAGUGACCUCAGAGAAGACCGCUGCUCUACCCAACUCUUCAGGAGUUCUGUACACAGUGGCCAAGGAAGAACUCAAGAAGUUUGAGGCAUUUCAGUGUCAGUCCCAUGAGAGCCUGACCCAGCUGGAGACGAUCAAUAAACAGUACCGCCGUCUGGCCAGGGAGAACCGCACAGACUCCUCCUGUCGCCUCCGGGAAAUGUCCCACGACGGGAACCAGCGCUGGGAUAACCUGCAGAAGAGGGUGGCCUCCAUCCUCCGCAGGCUCAAGCACUUUGUCAGUCAGCGUGAGGAGUUUGAGACGGCCAGAGACAGCGUUGUGGUGUGGCUCACCGAGAUGGACCUGCAGCUCACCAACAUAGAACACUUCUCAGAGUGUGACAUCCGAGCCAAGAUCAAACAGCUACGGGCGUUCCAGCAGGAGAUUUCUCUGACCACGGGGAAGGUCGAGCACAUCUUCCACCAGGGAGAGGUGCUGCUACAGAAGAGUGAGCCUCUGGACGCUGCUGUUAUAGAGGAUGAGCUGGAGGAGCUGCGGAGAUACUACCAGGAGGUGUUUGGACGCGUGGAGCGUUACUAUAAGAAGCUGAUCCGACUACCGCUGACAGGAGAAGAGUACGAUGUGUCAUUCUCGGACAAGGAGAUUGAACUGGAUGAACCUGGGGACCUGUCCAGCAUUCCCUGGAGUGAACGUCUUGGAGACUGCCUGAGCUCCCCUCUGCCCUCCCUGACUGCCCCCCUCCGUACUGGGGCUGAGCGCUCGGGCAUGGGCACCCCAGCCAGCAUGGACUCCAUCCCCCUGGAGUGGGACCAUGACUACGACCUGAGAAAGAGGCUGGAGAGUGCCAGCGGGGCUCUCGGCCUGGCCUCUGAGCACGAGGAGCACGGAGAGGAGGGGAGCUACCAGGGAUCAGCUUCUGCUUCCGCUCUGUCAGGAGAGGGAGGUACCCUGGACAGCCAUAUCCUUCAGUUAGACAGGGUUCUGGACCCCAGCCAGUUACACCUGCAACAGACAGAGAACGUCAUCCGUAGCAGAACCCCCACCGGGCCAGAGCUGGAUGCAUCAUACAUGGGAUAUAUGCGUCUACUGGGAGAGUGUCGUAGCAGUAUAGACACGGUGAAGAGGGUUGGCUACGAACUGAAGGGGGAGGGGGACAAGGCCUCAGGACUUGCUGACCCCAUUGAUGAUGAUUCACAAACAACAGGUGUGAUACAGCGCUGGGAGUUGCUGCAGGCCCAGGCCCUCAGUAAAGAGAUGCGUCUGAAGCAGAACCUUCAGCAGUGGCAGCAGUUCAACUCUGACCUCAACGCCGUGUGGGCGUGGCUGGAGCAGGCAGGGGAGGAGCUAGAGCAGCAACGGAGGCUGGACCUCAGCACCGACAUCCAGACCAUCGAGCUGCGCAUCAAAAAACUGAAGGAGCUGCAGAAGGCUGUUGACAAGCGUAAGGCCACAGUGCUGUCCAUCAACCUGUGCAGUGCAGAGUUUGUCCAGUCCGCCACAGAAGAGUCCCAGGACCUGCAGGCCAGGCUGAAAGAGAUGAACAACCGCUGGGACAGAUUGGGCACCUCUCUGGGAGAGUGGAGGGCAGCGCUACAAAAGGCCCUUAUGCAGUGUCACGACUUCCAUGAGAUGAGUCACGGCCUGCUACUGUGGCUGGAGAACAUUGACCGCAGGAGGAAUGAGAUUGUUCCCAUUGACCCCAUCCAGGACAGCAACACCCUCCAUGAGCACCACAAAACACUCCUGAAAAUCCGCUGUGAGCUGCUAGAAACCCAGAGGAAGGUGUUGUCCCUGCAGGACAUGUCCCUGCAGCUGCUGGUCAACAGCGAGGGCAGUGACUGUCUGGAGGCCAAGGAGAAGGUUCACGUCAUCGGGAACCGCCUCAAACUGCUCUUCAAGGAGGUGACCAGAGACCUCAAAGAGCUGGAGAAGAUUCUGGACAUGAACAGCAGCCAACAGGAUCUGUCUACGACGUGGUCGUCAGCUGAUGAGCUAGACUCCACCUCUGGUUCCAUAAGCCCGGUGUCGGGCAGGAGCACGCCAAGUCGCCGUCGAUCGCAACGGGGCAAAUGUAGUAUGUCACAGCAGACCUCUGGACCCUCUGUGAGCAGUCCACACAGAUCACACAGGUUUCCCGUCGCUGGGUCCGCUUCCUCCCCUUCUGAGGGGAAAUCAUCACCGUCAUCGUCACGUUUCCUGUACCAAGUCCUAUGGGUGGCGGUGCCCCUCCAGUUGCUGUUCCUCUUGCUGCUGGUGGUCAUGGUCUGCCUGGUACCAGUGUGUGAGGGGGAUUUGGACUGCAGCCAGUCCAAUAACUUUGCCCGUUCCUUCCACCCGAUGCUACAAUACACCAACGGGCCCCCUCCUGUAUAGUCUUUCAUGACAGACCAAACAUUUAGUUCUGGGUGCCGAGCGAGAUUACAGCCUGGCCCUGGUAUGGAGACGAACCUGAGGAGGAUAGUUGGGCUUUUUGAACUUCAUGACUGUUGUGGAUUUCAACUCUAUGGGUCUCUCUCUUGAAGUUUUUCCCCCAAUAACAGUGCGGGAACUGUUUCAAUGCUCCGCUAGUUUGCAGCUUCCAUGAAGAAUAGAGAUAUGGCCUUCCGUCAUUCUGCACCUUGUGUUACCGUGCAUAAGCAAGCAUCAUAGGAUGCCAAAACCUUAGUUAGAUCUUCUUUGUUCUGUAUGGAUGAAGUACAGCAGCACUCUUGUCUUUUCACUCGUGUCUUCUUUUAGUUUUCUGUUAUGUUGUAUGUAUAGACGAAGAAACGUCUUAGGGGCAGCAAAUGUAAGAACCAAAAAUGUUUGUGACGGCAGUCAGUGGAUAUCCCCUGGAUACCUGUAAAGGUACAACACAUGCCAUGUGUUGUCAUUUGUCCUCUAGUUCAAUGCAGAGCAUAUACUCUGUGAAUGUGCCUGUUGUAACAAUUGAACACUUGUGAAAUAACAUUUUAAGAUGACUUAUAUUGCAAUCUUUUUUUUUUACAUGUGUUUUGGCAUGCGGUAAUGAUCUUGUCUUAUGGGUGUGUCCGUGAUGAAUAUUUGAUUUUUAAUCUGAAUUAUACCUGGGCGUAAGAAUCUAUUUAGUCUGAAUUGUGUAUUGAAUGUGUAUGUAAAAGAAAGGCCAUAAUGAAGAGUUAUUUGCUAUAAACUGUUUAAAAGCAUAAGAAACAUUGAAAAUAAUGAACACUCAUUUUUAUUUUUCUAGCUGAAAAUAUGGAUUCUACAAACAAACUAUUAAUCAACAGUAUAACAAAUUAUAAAUCUGUAUAUUUUCUAUGGCUCUGUGUGUUUAGUAUUAAAUGUACAACAGUCCAGGAUUACUUAACAUAUUCUGUACAUAAUAUAAAUGUAUAGCAAUAAUCUAUAUCUGACCCUAAAUUACAAAUAUUGAAUGCCAAAUUCUCA
Messenger RNA from Oncorhynchus keta (chum salmon), 22100 nucleotides. Its product is annotated as nesprin-1-like. The transcript is spliced from 110 exons. Lineage: Eukaryota; Metazoa; Chordata; Actinopteri; Salmoniformes; Salmonidae. Gene Ontology annotation, cellular component: membrane. Gene Ontology annotation, molecular function: protein binding. Bases 156 to 21065 code for a protein of 6969 amino acids. The record is from RefSeq and is a predicted model, not a curated record.